CACCCAUCCAACCCUGGCCCCCCCCCCGGGGAUGGGAGGACUCAGCCACGGCUAUAAAUGCACAGAGGAGCUGCGCACCACAGCCCUCCCUUCCCCGCUCCCGGAUCCUGCCCUGCUCCAGCGCCCAGCUCACAGCCAUGGCAGCCCCUCUGGACCAAGCCAUCGGGCUCCUGGUGGCCACUUUCCACAAGUAUUCGGGCAAGGAGGGUGACAAGAACAGCCUGAGCAAGGGCGAGCUGAAGGAGCUGAUCCAGAAGGAGCUGACCAUCGGGCCGAAACUGAAGGAUGCGGAGAUCGCGGGGCUGAUGGAGGACCUGGACCGCAACAAAGACCAGGAGGUGAACUUCCAGGAAUACGUCACUUUCCUGGGUGCCUUGGCCAUGAUCUACAACGAGGCCCUGUUGCAGUACAAGUAGGGCUGAGCCCCCCCCUCCCAACGGCCUCUAAGGGGUCCAAUAAAACUUUUUGUAAAGA
Molecule: messenger RNA, 474 nt
Organism: Tympanuchus pallidicinctus (lesser prairie-chicken)
Lineage: Eukaryota; Metazoa; Chordata; Aves; Galliformes; Phasianidae
Product: protein S100-A6
Exons: 3
Coding region: 138-416 (92 amino acids)
Cellular component (GO): perinuclear region of cytoplasm; nucleus; cytoplasm
Molecular function (GO): S100 protein binding; calcium ion binding
Source: RefSeq, a predicted model, not a curated record